AUGGCCAGCACCGACCAGAGUGGCCUUCCCUACGUACCUCUGGUGCCGUAUAAUGGCACCGGCGCCGCAGGAGGCGAGUCCUUAGCCGCCAACCUAAACAUCUGGUACCAGGCCGGCGACAUAACCUUCAUCAUCUUCGCCACCGCCCUUGUUUUGUUGAUGGUGCCGGGCAUAGGAUUUUUCUACUCAGGCCUCGCCCGCCGCAAAUCCGCCCUGUCCCUGCUUACCCUCCCGCUCCUCUCCCUCGCCAUAACCUCGCUGCAAUGGUUCCUCUUCGGCUACUCGCUCACCUUCUCCCCCCAAUCGUCCCGCUUCCUGGGCGACUUCUCGCGCGGCCUCUUCGCCAACACGCUCGCCGCCCCGGCCCCGGCCUCCCCCCGCGUUCCCGACCUGCUCUUCGCCGUCUACCAGGGCAUGUUCUCGUGCGUCACCGUCGCCCUGGCGACGGGCGCCGUGGCUGAAAGGGGGAGGAUGCUGCCGUGUGUGGUCUUCAUGUUUGUGUGGGCGACCUUGGUGUACGACCCCAUUGCGUGCUGGACGUGGAAUCCGAGGGGGUGGUCGAAUCGAAUGGGCGGGUUGGAUUUUGCCGGCGGCACGCCGGUGCAUAUUGCCAGUGGUGCCGCGGGGUUGGCGUAUUCCAUGAUGCUCGGAAAGAGGAGGGGCCAUGGGACGCAGGAGCUGAAUUAUAAGCCGCAUAAUGUCGGCUAUGUGGUGGUUGGGACGGUGUUUCUCUGGGUUGGGUGGUUUGGGUUCAAUGCUGGCUCGGCCGGGGCGGGCAAUUUGAGGGCCGUCAUGGCGGCCGUCGUGACGAACCUGGCCGCCGGGGUUGGCGGCGUCACGUGGUGUUUGUUGGAUUGGAGACUGGAAGGGAAGUGGUCGACGGUUGGGUUCUGUUCCGGGGUGGUGGCUGGGUUGGUGGCUAUUACCCCUGGGUCAGGUUUCGUUCCGGCAUGGGCAGCUCUCCCCACCGCGUUCCUCGGCGCGGCCUUUGCCAACUACGGCACGAAGCUCAAGUUCCUCCUCCGCAUCGACGACGCCCUCGACAUUUUCGCCGUGCACGGCAUCGGCGGGCUGGUCGGUAACAUCUGCACCGCCUUCUUCGCGGCCGACUACAUCGCCGCCCUGGACGGCGUCACGCAGAUCAAGGGCGGGUGGCUGAACCACAAUUGGGUUCAGUUGCCGAUCCAGCUGGCCGACUCCUUCACGGGCGGGUGCUACUCGUUCGUGCUGACCUGCUUGAUCUUGUUCGUCAUGAACUUGAUCCCUGGCCUGCAGCUGCGGGUUAAGGAGGAGAGCGAGAUCGUCGGCAUCGACGACGCCGAGAUUGGCGAGUUCGCCUAUGAUUACGUCGAGCUGACCAGAGAGGUGGGCAACGAUUUGGCUGCGGCCGAAACUGCAAGCAUGUACUCGGAGCAGCACUCGCAGUACCCGGCGAUCGGGAGGGAGAAGACAAGGAUGCCUGCCGUCGAUUUUCGAACGUACGGCAUGGGAUCAACAAGCAAUUAG
Molecule: messenger RNA, 1506 nt
Organism: Parathielavia appendiculata
Lineage: Eukaryota; Fungi; Ascomycota; Sordariomycetes; Sordariales; Chaetomiaceae
Product: ammonium transporter
Exons: 4
Coding region: 1-1506 (501 amino acids)
Biological process (GO): ammonium transmembrane transport
Cellular component (GO): plasma membrane
Molecular function (GO): ammonium channel activity
Source: RefSeq, a predicted model, not a curated record